AUGCUCCACUCCGACCCCAUCAAACCAACAAACACCUACGGCAAAAGCCGUCUGCCGGCCAACAACGAGGAGGUCGGUCAAAUGACGUCCCUAAACUCCGAGGGAUUUCUGCACCGACAACGACUGAACUGUUUCUACGCCAACGCUCAGGGUUUUCUCAGUAAGUUUCGGGAAGUGGAACUACGUUGUCGGACCGGUCGAUGGGAUCUCAAUGCCGUAACCGAAACUUGGUUGACGACCGACAUUUUAGACUUGGAGCUGCAGUUACCAGACAUGGAACUAUUAAGGCGUGAUCGUCCAACGCAAGGUGGGGGCGUGUUGCUCUUUUAUCAUAACAGCUUGCAAUGCGAACAUACUGAGAACCCGUUCGUUGCUUCAGAUACAUUGUGGUGUAAAUUGAAGCUAACGUAA
This is a messenger RNA of Echinostoma caproni, 411 nucleotides long. The record is from the annotation of a GenBank genome assembly. Lineage: Eukaryota; Metazoa; Platyhelminthes; Trematoda; Plagiorchiida; Echinostomatidae.